GCCCGGUGACUGUACCUUGGUGCAGUUCGCUAACCGCUUUGCUUUCGCCAUGCAGAUGGUCGCCUAUCACAUCUACAACCUGCUGCUGCCUGUUCUGGCAUGCGCAUCCUCGAGUGCGUCGUCAGUGCAGGCUUCCCCUUGUCACGAAGACGGAGCGGCCACGUGCAAUCCUUUGCCUGGUUCCCACAUAUCGCCAUCUCCAUCUGCCUCACCGUUUGAAUGCCACCUACCGGUCCUGGAGCGAACUUGGAAAGAUUCAUCGCCAUCGACAGCCCUACCAGCUAUAAAGCAACAACCACCGUCGACGCAGCUCUGUGGGCCCGGUGACUGUACCUUGGUGCAGUUCGCUAACCGCUUUGCUUUCGCCAUGCAGGUUAGUCAAACAUAUGCACUUUUUGCUAAAAAAUCAAGCAAUUAUCUUCUGGUACAGCUCCCGAGCCCACGGUGCUGCGUCGCGAUUGCCACUGAGUGCAUUCAUGUCAUCCGUCUGCUACUAAUCAUAUCUGGUGACGUCGAGACUAACCCUGGUCCUGCCAGCCUUGACACUGUACUGGCCGAAUUGCAGAAACUAACCGCAGGCCAAACAACACUUGUGCAGGAGCUAAAGAGCCUGAAACUGCAGCUGACCACCACAGACAAAACAAUCAGUGACCUGAAUAAGCGCAUGACCGACUUAGAGGCCCAUUAUCAGGCUCUCAUGCCUCUACGCCAAGACAUAAAAAUACUGCAGACAACAUCAACUGAAACAACUCGCCUAGUCACAGCGUUAGAGGCCCGUUUCGACAACGCCGAAAACCGAUCUCGCCGCAAUAACCUGAUCUUCCACGGAAUUACUGACCCCACUACAAAUGAAACAUUUACUAAGUCUGAAGAAUUAAUAAUCCAGAUCUGCCGUGAUCACUUACAAACCGACAUCAACCCCACAGAUAUAGAACGGGCACAUCGCUUAGGAAAACACACCAAAGAUCGAAAUCGUCCUAUAAUAGUAAAAUUCGCACAUUGGAAAACGAAAGACGCCCUUCUGUCAAAAGGCCGAAUGCUGAAAGGAACUAAUUAUAGUGUAGGUGAAGAUUUCUCUCGCCUGACUCAGAAAGCACGGAAGGCCCUUUUGCAUUUCGCCAAAUCUAAAUCACUUGCAUACUCUCUACGCUAUAAAACUUUAUACAUUGGUCCUAAACGAUAUGUUUUUGAUGAAUCAUCUAACUCUGUAAAAGAAAUUCUGUAGCAAUCAUCCCGUCCUCUACAAAAAAAGAAUCAACCAGAACUUGCACCUAGAAAACAUCUUUCGUUUUCCGCAGUAUUUACUAACGCACGUAGUUAUCUCCCGAAGCGCGAGCUUAUAUCUAACAUCGUAUCAUCAACAGGCAGCAACUUGCUCAUUCUAACAGAAACCUGGCUACACAAUGACGUCACUGAUACCGAAGUUUUGGCCGAGCUACCCGACUUCCAGGUUUAUCGAACUGACCGCGUAGGCACAAGGGGCGGUGGCGUUCUUGUAGCAGUUCACCGGCAACUUUUGUGUUCAUUUAUUAACAUUGCAUCAAAACUCGAAAUACUAUGGCUACUAUAUCGCACAUCACCACUUACAGUGCUGCUGGGGGUUUGCUACAGGCCUCCACAUGCCACUCCUGAAUUCUGUGGGGAGCUCAAUAACAAUUUAAUACAACUAACGACCAUCUACCCUAAUGCCUCCAUCUUACUUUUCGGGGACUUUAAUUUCCCAAACAUAGACUGGAGCAACUUAACAUAUUCUUCAAUAGUAGGUCCCCCAGAGACAAGGAAUUUCAUUGACAUUUGUUUGAACUUUAACCUCACACAAUUAGUUUUGGAGCCAACGCGUGUCACACCAGAAUCCGCAACCAUUCUGGACCUCAUCCUGACUAAUGAUCCCAGUACCCUCUCAUCAAUUACACACCUUCGAGGAAUUAGUGACCAUAAAGUCAUUCAUGCUACUUUCUCUUUUCCUGUAACACCAAAUAAGACACAUAAGAAAACUAUAAGGCUUUACGAAAAGGGUGACUAUGACGCAAUUAACCGCGAACUUGAGACCUUCUUCCCCACGUUUGAAGCCGCAUAUCGCAAUCGGUCAAUAUUCCAUAACUGGUCGAUGUUUAAGGAUAAGCUAACAGAUUUGGCUAACAAAUAUAUUCCUAAAGUUCACAUUCGCCCCAAUAAUCAAAAACCUUGGUUUACUAACGCCUUAAAAAAACUAGAAAAUAAAAAGAAACGUCUUUACCGAGUGGCUACAAAUAACGGGAACUCGCUUCGAUGGGAAAUGUACUACAAAGCUGAAAGCGAAUAUCUGAUUGCGAUCCGCAGCGCAAAGCGUUCAUUUUAUGGCACUACACUCCCAAAUUUACUGCGCACUAACCCAAGGCAAUUUUGGCAAGUAAUAAAUCCUCAUCCUGUUCACACUAUUUCGCUCACAAAUGACACACACGAGACAAUUACCGAUACUGAAUGCGCUGACACUUUUAAUUCCGCAUUUGCAACAGUAUUUACGAAAGAAAUCGAAACAAACAUUUCUUUACCUUUGUACAACAUUGAAGGUCACAUGCCAUGCAUCACAUUUUCUGCUGACGGAAUUUCGUCCAUAAUCCAGAAGACUAAGCUAUCAUCGUCAUUUGGCAUUGAUGAAAUUAACUCUAAACUUCUAAGAAACACAAGACACAUGGCUGCAUCAUACUUAUCCUUACUGUUCUCACAGUCACUUUCUUCAGGAAACAUGCCGGGUGAUUGGAAAGUGGGAAGGGUCAUUCCAGUCUACAAAACCGGUAACAGGAAUUCCCCAUUAAAUUAUCGACCCAUCUCACUAACAAGCGUGCCGUGCAAAAUCAUGGAAC
Messenger RNA from Dermacentor albipictus, 2843 nucleotides. Lineage: Eukaryota; Metazoa; Arthropoda; Arachnida; Ixodida; Ixodidae. The record is from RefSeq and is a predicted model, not a curated record.